Messenger RNA from Populus trichocarpa (black cottonwood), 2300 nucleotides. RefSeq lists its product as uncharacterized. The record is from RefSeq and is a predicted model, not a curated record. NCBI's taxonomy places the organism in Eukaryota, Viridiplantae, Streptophyta, Magnoliopsida, Malpighiales, Salicaceae. Bases 134 to 1279 code for a protein of 381 amino acids. The transcript has 10 exons.
UUUGAAAAAUAUAAUCUCAGUCUCUGCUGCUAAACCCUAAAGCCCUUCAAAAUUCACCCCUUCCAAGAUCUUGGGUUGCUUUUUUAUUUUUCUUAAAGACCCUUUUGGAUUUUACAGUUGGUGAAGAAGAAAGAUGCUAAAGACUGCAAUGAGCCCGGCACGCAGUUGUUCAGAUCAUUGUGCUGCUGGUUCGAUUGAGGAAAAGGAUGCUAUGAGAGUUUGGCUGGAAUUGAAACAAAAUGGAUUUCUCUCGCCUUCGCCAUUGUCUCUGUCUGCCUCAAAGCCAAUGCCAAAGCCAAAGCCUGCUCCGAUGCCAAAUAAGAAGCGAGAGAGACAUAGAAAUGCUGGGUUUAGUGAAAAACCGGAGAUUGCAAAGGUGCGGCGAGUUGAUGAGUUGACUAAGGUUGCUGCGUCUGCUUCUGGAUUGCUCAAGAAAAUUAAUCCAGGGACCACACCUUCCGUUGGCAUGCUGCCAACGCCAAAAAAGCACAGUGAGAUGCGUAGGAUUGGUGGACCAAAGGGAUUAUUGAAGGUUUUAAAGGUAGAACCGACUAGCAUGUGCUCUCGGAUCUCUCCACCAUGUGGGUUGCUUAAUGAGUUCAAUCCAGGGAUCAUAAAUCGGAUACGAAGCCGUAAACAGGUAUUUUCAGUGAUUCGGGAUUUUGUUAGAAGAGAUACAAUAGGAAAUAUUGACAUCCCAAGUAAGCAGGAAAAGAGAUCCGGGGAAAAUGAUGUGAUUGGAUGCCCAAAUAGUUCAUCAGGAAGUGACCAACUGGGACUAUGUUCAAAGGGCCGAAGUGACCAUUUGUGUGUGAAAACAGAAUAUGAUGAAGAGGUUGGUGAUUUGGGGAUAGCUGUGAGAAGGGCAGACAAUGAAGAUGACAAAGAUGAAUUGAAGUCAUCCCUAUCUUCAGUUACAGCAUCUGAAAAUGCAAGCAGUUCUGUUCUUGAUGAGGUGUCAGCAAGCACAGCAAGGGGUUCUUCUCUUUCUCUAGAAGAUGCUACUGCAGCUUCUCAAUGGUUGCAAUGUCUUCGCCACGACAUCACAUGGCGUCUUGAAGCAUCGACGCAUGGUAGAACGAGGAUUCAAAAUGCAAUCCAGAGAGAAUUGCCUGCCCUUAUGCUCAAAGAAUUUUCAGUUGACCAAGAAACUGAUUUCUUGGCUGCCAAAAGGUUUGUUUCUUUAAGCAUGGAUGUCCAUAAAGCAAAGUGGAUAAAUCAGUUUGACCGGAUGGAUAAGACACCCAAUGAAGAGGCGGAUCGACUGGUCGGUAAUUAAGCAUGUCACUGGAGUUCCUUCAAGACACUAAUGGCCAUCCACUCUGCAGAAUUUUAUGAGCAUGCACUUAGAUGAAGAUUAUCAUCUAAAAUGACACUUACACUACUGAAUGCUCAACAUCAAUUCUAGGAACUAUGGUUGAACCAGGUAGAUAUGGCCGGCUCUUCUUCAUCAUCACCAUCAAUGGGGUUUGAUUUUGAUGAGAAACUACAUGUUUUAGCUGUUGAAGCUGUUGAUGAUGGCUUGAUAGAUCGGAAAGCUAUUGAAAGGUUACUCAUCAACUCUGAAUAUAAAGGAGCAAAGACAGCUGAUUCUGAUAAAACGGUACUUUCUCUUUCAUAAUCUGAUGUCUAAGCAGAGUAAAUGGCAUCAUUUGCAAAAGGGAACAGAAAAGACUCGAAAAAUUGAUCACGCUGGCUAGGCUUUCACUGCUGCAAGGACUAGCUAGUCUAAUGGACUGCUGCAAGGACUAGCUAGUCUAAUGGAGAACAUGAUUUCCACUUCAGAAGGUGGUCAUGUCACCAUGGAAGUACUUAACAGGGUCACAAAUGCAGGACUCAUUUCCAAAGUGGACGAUGGACUUGAAGGUGAACCUGAUCAUCACAGACUAUUGCAUGCGAGGAAUGACAGGGUAUGAGUUAUUGAAAAGAAUUAAGGAAUCACCUACCAUGAAAGGAGAUACCAGUAGUUGUAGUGUCAUCUGAGAACAUCCCUACUCGAAUUAAACAGUGCAUGGAGGAAGGAGCUCAAGAGUUCUUGCUAAAGCCUCUUCAGCUAUCAGGCGUGACAAAACUGAGUGCCAUAUAAAAAAGCAGAACAAUCCAUCACAAGGAGGCUUUGCAGGGGAAGAUGAACAUGCAGAAAAGAUGUCAAAAGGAGAGACAUGAAAGAAAAAAAUUUGAUUUUGGGGAGUAAUUCUAGGACUACUGCAAUCAAUAGAAGUGUGUUAUACACUAGACUGUUUCAUCCCUUUUGUUAACAUCUAAAGUAGUUAUCUAUAUAUAAGGAGUUGUUUGCCUUU